CCAAAAUAGAGUGCUUUUACUAUAAAGUAAACAAAGACAAGCUUCACUUGUUACAUACAUUUAAAGCUGUAUUACCAAACUGAAAUCAAUUAUAGUGUAUUUACAAAGUCACAAAAUGAGCAGCGAAGAUUUAUUGGCGAAAUUCGACGAAUUGGUGAAGCGAUUCAAAGAGGAAUUCAACGAAAUUAUCCAAGGCGAGCGAGCAAAAAUGAAGGCGGAAGUGGAACAGUACAACGCAGAGAAGCAACGAAUGAAACCUUUCGAAGUUAGCGACGAUGAUAUAAUACAUCUCAACGUCGGAGGAAAAAAAAUCACCAGCACAAGAUCUACUUUGUGUCAAGUAGAAGGUUCCUUACUUGCCACCAUGUUCAGUGGAAGGUGGGAAGAUGGUCUCAAGCGUGAUGAAGAUGACGCCGUCUUCUUUGACGUCAACCCACAAUAUUUUGGUUAUAUUCUGGAUUAUCUUCGCACGAAGAAAAUUGCGUCGCGAGAAAACCCUGCAGAAUUGCCAAAAGUUCCAAGAGAUCAAGUGAAACAUUUCAACACAUUUGUCGAAUAUCUUGGCUUGAGUGAUGAAAUCGCAGUGCCUGUCGAAAUCGUCCCCAUUGAGAUUGUGCCAAGCGAGAAAUUUAAUUUACAUGCGCCUGAAAUCACUCUUCAGGAAGCGGAGAAAGUCGCAGUUCACGCUCCAAAUAGAGAGUAUCGACAUGUUCUUGGUGAAAAUAUUUACCAACAAGGGAGAGUACGUCUCAAAUUGAAGUUGGAAUCAUUUCAAAGUAAUCAUUGGAUGUUUGUUGGCAUCGUGAAAGGAGAUGGUCUACAAGAAAUUAACGACAAUUCACAUGAUUGGCCUGGUUCGUAUGGAUGGGCACUCGGGACAACUGGUCAAGUAUGGAAAGAAAGGGCGCUUACAUAUGACAAUACUUUAAGAAAUCUCACCAAGGCAGGUGACACAGUUGAGUUAGUCUUGGAUUGCGAUGCAGCCAAGCUGUCACUUCAUUUGCCAACUGGUCAGGAAUUUCACAUUGAUUUACCAAAGUCCCAAACCUGGAAACUGAAUGUAAAUUUGCAUGGCGCAAAUGACAAAAUACACAUUAUUGAACGAUGA
Paramuricea clavata is the source of this 1108-nucleotide messenger RNA. The record is from the annotation of a GenBank genome assembly. Lineage: Eukaryota; Metazoa; Cnidaria; Anthozoa; Malacalcyonacea; Plexauridae.